CACUGACUGUCAGAUGUCAGUGGGAUCGGAAGUAGUGAAGUUUUAGGUUAAUACUUAUUUCAAUACGAGAAAAGGAAUAAUAAUUAUAUUAUUGCUUAUUUUAUUUAUUUAGCUUGCUCGAAUAAGUAUUUACGUAAGAUGGCCACCAUAUCAGCGGCGCCAGCUCCAGGCAUGCAACAAAUAGAUUUAUCCAAGUUGAAUCUUCAUCAGUUGGCUCAAUUAAAACAACAGCUUGACCAGGAACUUAAUGUAUUUCAAGAUUCACUUCAGACUCUGAAAAUAGCGCAAGGUAAAUUUGUGGAAUCUGGCGAAAGUGUAGAAAAAAUUACACCUCAAACCAAGGGAAAGACAGUGCUAGUGCCACUUACAGGAUCUAUGUAUGUUCCUGGGACGAUAAUAGACACAGAUAAUGUUAUCAUUGAUAUUGGUACAGGAUAUUACGCCCAGAAAGAUAUUGAUGGUGGUAAAGAUUAUUUCAAAAGAAAAGUGGAAUUUGUAACAGAGCAAAUGGAAAAAAUUCAAGCAUUAGCUGUAGAGAAGUCUAAAGCUAGAGAAGCAAUCUGUAUGAUGCUUGAAAUGAAAUUGCAAGCUCAAUCACAAGCACAGAAACCUUCUACAUCAUAACACAAAAUGAUCUCAGUAUUCAUAGAUUUGCUUACUAUUGUUAUAUAUUGGACUGCUAUUAUAAGGUCCAAACUAAUUUAUAAUCAUGAGAUAUCUGAAAUGGCUGGCAUUUGAACUUUUCAUUUAAUUUGAAGGAUCAUAAUUAUAUCAAUGUUUUCUUAUACUCAUGAUUAUCUUUAAACAUUGCACAUUAUAUUGAAAACACCAAAUUGACUAGUGUUACAACAAUGUUAGUGGGCAAAAUAACCUUUGGCUUGGGCGUCCGUGAUAUCAUUCUACUGGAAUUGUUUUAGUUAUUAUUACAACUGAAUACUAAUUUGAUUACCUUUAUGUUAAAAUUCUAAUUUGAAAUGGUGUUGCAUCAUGAAAUGGCUUAUUGAAAUUUGUAAUUGCAUAGCUUCUAUAAAUUUUUUGUUGCAU
Chilo suppressalis (striped riceborer) is the source of this 1044-nucleotide messenger RNA. The record is from the annotation of a GenBank genome assembly. Lineage: Eukaryota; Metazoa; Arthropoda; Insecta; Lepidoptera; Crambidae.